GUUCGCGGCAUGCAGGGUCCCUGUUCAAUCUCGGAGUUUCCUCUCGCCUCUGCUCUCGGCGUGCGGAAGGAUAGGGGGGAAAGCGCCUCCUCAGCUCGAGUCAGCACUGCGAGGGGCUUCCCUUGUCCGCGGAAUUCCAGGUGUUCGCGGAAUACAGAAAGAAGGAUGAGGAGGUGGCUUCCGAGUUCCCGUGCAGAAGGUGGAAGCUAUUCAUGUCUUCACCUGAAUUUGAGGCUCUGUCGCAAGAUGAACUCCGAAAAAGACUGUAUCAGACAUUUAAGAACCGAGGUGUUUUGGACGCCCUUAAGACACAGCUUCGAAACCAACUUAUACAUGACUUAGUAAAGCCAGUUUUAAGUGUAGAAACUCAACCACAAGCCAUUUCUAGUGAAUGCAGUUCAUUGAUAAUUGGUGCUUCAAACAGUCUGGUUGCCGAUCACCUGCGCAGAUGUGGCUAUGAGUAUUCACUGUCCAUCUUCUAUCCAGAAAGUGGAUUAGAAAAGGAUAAGGAACUUACUUUGCAAGAUUUGCUGCAACUCAUUAGGAUUAAUCCCAGGACUGACCUUUAUAAAACACUGGUUUCAGCUUCAGGAAAGGAUAAUACAAAAGGCUUACUUGUGCAGAUUUUAACAGAGUUGAUAGAACACAGUCUUUGUAAGGAAAGCUGUACCACAGAAACCCAGACAAGUGUAGCACCGGGUAAAGAAUCUCUUGCUGACAAACUUCAACUGAUUGAUGAACAGUUUGCAGACAUGUAUCCUAAGCACCACAUAUCUGAGUCUUUUCAAGUAAAACUUGCUGAAUUUAAAAAAGAAAUAGAACAGCAGCUUCAAACAGAAAUGUCUCAAAAGUUGCAACACUUCAGAGAGAUUGAAAUAGCCAAAAUUAAAAUGGAUGAAAGAACCCAGUCCCAGAAAGAAAUUUCAGAGCUUCGUAGAGAGUUUGAAAAAGCUUAUCAAGCUAAGUCGGAAGCACUGAACUCUCGAGAAAGAAAUGCCAUUGAGAGACUUCGGAAACAGCAAGAGAUUGAUGCAAAAGAAAUUUAUCUGCAAAGACAAAAUCUGUUGAAAGAUAUUGAAACAAUAAGGGCCCGAGAAGUAGAAUUGAAGCAGAGAACAGAAGCUUUUGAAGUAGCUCAAAAGCUUCAAGAAUCAAAAAAUAAAACUGUUGAAGAUGUGCUUCAUUGUCGUGAAUUAGCUGUGAAGAAUAUUGAGGAGACAUAUGACCAGAAGCUAAAGAAUGAACUUCUAAAGUAUCAGCUUGAACUAAAGGAAGAAUACUUAGCCAGAACCAAGAAAAUUACAGAAGAUGAGAAAAAACAUAAAGAGAAAGCUAUGCUUUUGCGUGAAGAGACCGUUUCUCUUAAUUCAAAAAAGCAAGAAUUUGAACAAGCUAUCUCACGUAAAAAAGAACUUGAGUUGGAAAUAGAUUCAAUCAAGGCCCAAGUGGUGAUGUUAAGCAAGGAGAAUCAGUUGUUGCUGGAAAAACUGAAAGAUGUGUCGGACUACUCCAUGCUAAAAGAGGAGAAAAUGGAAUUACAAGUUCAGAAUAAGCUACUGAAAGAACAGUUGGAGGAAGCACACAGGGAAAACCUGCAACUCAGAGACAAACUAAGUCAACCAUCAUCUGAAUAUGUGGUUCUUCAAGCUGAGUUGAAAAGAAUAGAGCUUGCUAGAAAGCUUGAACAUGAAGAGUCUGAAACUCAUAAGCAGAUCUUAGAAAAGCAGUUACAAAAUGAGGUUGAUCGUUGUGUAGAACUGAAGUCCCAACUGUCAAAUUGUGAAAAUGUGAUCAGAAAGUUGAAUGCACAAAUGGAAGACCUGAAAUUACAACUGAAACAAACACAGACAGCACUAGAGAAUGAAGUAUAUCGGAAUCCUAAGCCCUCGUUGGUUGAUCGUUCUGUCAUUGACUUGAUUGGUGACAAGACUGCACCUCAUGAUGUUUAUAUUGAUGGUGCUUUCUUGAAAAAGUAUCCUGUGGCUAAUAUUGGAAUUGAAAAUGCUGCAAGUCCCAAUCAUCACCAUCAUGUACUGAGAUCCAGCACUUCACCAGAUUCUGAUUUAGAAUUUGUAGCUAAUACGAAAAUUAGAAUAAAAGAAUUGGAGAAAGAAGCUGCAUAUUUAGAAGAGGCCUAUAAGAAUUACCAGUAUCGAGUCACUCAUAGUACAGCUGGCCCAGCAAAGACUGCAUUCUCUUCAGCCUUGCCAAGUGACUUGACUGUGGCAUCUCGCCCAAGACAGUAUGAUCUGUGCUCCCCGGCAUUACCCCUUCUCUGUCAAAAAACUAAAAGCUAUAACUGGACACCAGGAAAUGGGGAUCACUUGAAAGAUUAUUUGACUCCUCCCCCAAAAACCCCCUCUUCAUUCAGACGUUUGUCUUCAACGCCUGUCUCCAAGAGGAAGAGAAAUAUUCGUAACAAGCUCUUUUCUGAAGAUCCAACUGAUUCACCUAGUGUUGCUCCCCUUCAAAAUGUUGAUCAUCCACUCUCUCCUAUUCUGAGAAUAGGGAACUGUUCACCUUCUGAAUCUGCUUCUAAUACAUCAGCUGCAUCUUCAGCACUAGGCGAACACAAAUUAAGUCUUCAUCAAAAUCAAGAUGAGAAUCACAGUGUUAGUGAUGCUGCAAAUCCUGAAAAGAUUUUGCAUGAACAGCUUGAAAAUCACGACUCUGACAGUAAAUAUCAAGAGGACAUUCCAGAACAUCUCAGAAGCCAUGUGUCGCAUCCGUCUGGGGACAUUGUUAGCAAGAACCACAUUUCAGCCGCUGUAUCAGCAGCAAGCACUUCACAGCAAGACAUAAGUAGAGGAAAGAUAACUGUAGAGGGACAAAAACUUCCUGAAGAAGAGGACCAAAAAUGGGAAGAAGAAAGAAGAGAACGAGAAGAAAGAAGGCAGAGAGAAAGGCAAGAAGCUUGGGAAAGAGAGAAAGAAGAACUGGAAAAAUUGAAUGAACAAUGUCAUCAAGAAUCAUUGGAGAUUGAGAAAAAACAAAAUGAAGAAGUAACAAACUUGGAAGCCAGUCUGUCAAAAUCAGAACAACAUGAUGGAGGUCCUAUGUCUAAUCCACUUGAAAAGUACAUGAAAAUAAUACAGCAGAAUAGAGAGCAAGAGCUUGCAAACAAGAACUCCUAUAAAGAAGAAGUUGAAGUUCCUUCUGAGAGAAUCCCAGGCAGCGAAAAAGAAGACAGCUUUAGUGCUGCAGGUACUGAUGAAGAAGGAGAUGAAGAUUUCUGGUAAACAUCAGCUACCAGUAACUACCUGACCAUUAAAAACGGACUCAUUUAUAGAAGCGAAAGCUCAAGGCAGCAGAAAGCUUGAUCCUGCAUAAUACAGUUCCAGUUGCAAAGUAAUUAACAAAGAAGAGUGCUUCUCCAUUUAAAUCUAUUUGAAUGAUAUUUUUUUUUAGAAUUCAUCUUGCAGAUGAUCAAAUAUAUUCCCUAUGUCAUGAAAUUUGAUUUCUUUCUUUCUGGGCAGUUUAAUCCUAGGAUUAUUUUAUUGACUAUUGACUGUGCUUCCAAAUGGUGAAAAUUUUCCAUAAAUAUAUCCAUGUUUUCUUUUUUCCAAGGUCAUAUUUUUAUUUAGCAUUUUUAUAAAAUGGGCAAGAGCAAAUAUGGAGCCAAGUGCUUUUUUAAAAAUAGCAUAUGUAAUUGUGACUAUUCCUAUUAAAGCUCAUAGUAUUUAAAUCUAAAUACAUUCACUUGAUGUUAAUGUUGCUCCAUCCUCACUACUAGAUACUGCAGAAAAAGUGCACUGAGUAAAAGCUUCCUCAAGCAACUGCUUCAACUAGCAUGGGUUUGUUUUUCCAGCUGCAGAGAGGCUAACAGCAGUUCUAUGGUCUCUCCCUUUACUACACAGAAGCCUCUGAACAUGGAAGCUUACAUGUAUUUGAUGCAAGGCAUGAAGUACAGUGGUGGUGAUCUUCAGCCCCUUGCACCUCACACCUUGCUUUUCAUCUAGGCAGCCUUUUUCAGCCAUCUAGAUGAAGUGCUGCACAAGGAAGGAAAGGAGGCUUGUGAGAUGUUUAGGAUACAACAUAUGCCAUCAGCCCCACCCUCCUCUUUUCAUCCCUGGCACAGCUUUUAGUUGGAAAGGCGGCUGGUAUAGCUCUGGCUGCAAGGAGAAGUGGAGUUCCAAAUAAACCUGUCUUCUCCCCACUCCCCAGGCAAUCUCAGGCAGCCACGGGACUGUACUGUAAGGCAGCUAACCUGUACAGUAUCUUACAAAAAUGAAAAAUGGGCUGAACACUCUUGUUGUGGAUAAGAGCUGCUUUCAAAAAGAUAAUUACAAAGCUUGUGGGGUUGGGUAUUGUGGAAGAGCUGAUUUUAACUUGUUUCAUACAGUUCCAGAGGAUUGACUUGCAGACUCAAUUAUACCUUAGGUCAUACCGUUGACCUUUUUCCUCUAAAAUUAGAACUCCUGCAGAUGAUUUCAGAUCUGUCCCUGAGCAUAUCCAGAGGUGAGAGGGCACUCCUCUGAUUUGCAUAUUCCUCCUAACAGGCUUCACCAGGAACAUAGUUCUUCAGAGACAAAACAUUCUGCUUUACCAUUCUGAAACAUGUUGAAAACAGGAUUUUGCAAAUGAGCAGCUUGAAUUUUUUUCUCAUAUCUUAGAAACGUAGACUGUUGCAAGUGUAAAAGCUCUACAGUGCAAUACCACCCUGUUUGUUUUUUCUGACAGAUAUUCAACCAGCACACACAUUUGAAAUUCCAACCCAUUCUAGAAUACCCACACAGAAGGUCACUACAUAAGAACCACAUGUGGUAGUUCGAGUUGGUAAAGAUUCUUUUCCAAAAAAAAAGCAAAGCGGAAAAAGAUCAUCUUAUUUACCCACAGUUUUUAAUACAUACAAAACUUCUAAUUGUGUGCCACUCAAACAUUAGAAAGCGGCUGCUUAUCUUAGAGAAUUUUUAAAAUAAGUAUACACGAACAUUGGUUCUAUUAUCUACAAAUAUUUAUUGUAACACUUGGGAAUAACUACAGGAAGCCCUUGGCACUGAUAGAAAAUAUUGAUUCACGGUUAGGUUACAAAAAUUUAUACAUAGCAAAAUUGAAUGCUCUUUACAUAAAAAAUAUUAGACUACUUCAACAAAACUUCAAAAAACUCCCAGUAAUAGCUACAUAGAAUUAGAAAAGAAUUAGGCUUUAAGACACUGUCUGUUACCUUAAUGCAAACACUGGACUAGAAAGAACAUCUCCUGCAUUGCUGUAGAAAUUUGUUUCCUUCAUGCAACAGGUAAAAACAAACACUAAGCUAUUUUCUCUGUUCUAUAUAGAGUCUGCCUCUUAAAAAAAAGAUUAGGCAUGUAACAAACUCAGAUGCAAGGUAAUACCUGAAAUUUUUUCCACAUUAAUAUUUUUCCUGUAACCUUCAUAAAGAAAUGUGUACCUCCUUCCUUAUACACUGCUGAGUGGUCAAAAGGAAGAUUUUAAUAUUCAGCAAACAUUCCAAACAGAUGUAUGACUUGACUUUUUACUGAUUUAAAACGCACUGAUGUACUUUAAUUUUCUCCAACAUUUAUAUAUAUAUAUAUAUUUUAAAAAUAGCACACCAAAGAUACCAUCACUAGUACUCAAGCUAGCACUGAAUGUUUCUGAAAAUGUUAGAAGGCAAAUUUUGUGGGAAAUAGUUUUAAAAUGGCACCCAAUAUUUUACUGAACACAAUUCUUAUCAGAGAAAAUAAACACUGUCUAUAAAUGUAUCGAGCACCAAAAUUGAGACGGGUGGUUGACCUGUGCUCCAUAUGGCUAUGGGUUUUUAAAUUCUAAAAAUUCUCAUCUGCUCACUUGAAACAGUUAAACUUCUGUUUUUUCCACAAGGUAACACUUUCUGCUCUGAUAAAAUACAGACAGGAUAAUGAUCUCCCACUGCUAUAUAAAUGUUUAAGACAUUUAUAGAAAAUAAACAUUAAGGCAAAGCUGACAUUUAUUUUCAGAGGAGGAGAUCAUUAUUCUUAUCUGAGGGUCCAUCUACAUUCCAUAAAACAA
Molecule: messenger RNA, 5988 nt
Organism: Varanus komodoensis (Komodo dragon)
Lineage: Eukaryota; Metazoa; Chordata; Lepidosauria; Squamata; Varanidae
Gene: OFD1
Product: OFD1 centriole and centriolar satellite protein
Exons: 23
Coding region: 213-3239 (1008 amino acids)
Biological process (GO): epithelial cilium movement involved in determination of left/right asymmetry
Cellular component (GO): centrosome; ciliary basal body
Molecular function (GO): protein binding
Source: RefSeq, a predicted model, not a curated record